AUGGAAGCGGGUGCGGCGGCGUGCUUUGUUAGGAAGCUGUCUGCCCUCUUCCUGGAAUGGGGUCUGCUUCCACAGCUGCGCAAGAUGGAAUUGCACACAGUUCUGAGAAUCUUGUGGACCAAUGCGUUCCCGUUCGGCAAUGGUGGGUCAGCGCUUUUCCCUACACUCUGCUAUUGCUCGCAUUCCUGCAGUCCAAACGCCUUCUACCACGGAGAUGGACAUUCGGGACGCAUCGUCAGCCUGGUGCCCAUUCGGCAUGGAUCUCGCAUUGAGAUCUCUUAUGCACCACGACAGUACAUCCUGCUCCAGCGUCAUCUCCGACAAAUCUACCUUUCUUCCACCCGGGGCUUUGGCUGCAAGUGCCACUUCUGCAAGCAGGAGGAACAGGACGAUGCCCGAGGCGAAUUUGAGGCCCGUGGCCUUCGGCCUCUCCGGAUUUGCUGUUGUGUGAUGCCAUGGCUGAACAACUUGCUUCCAAUGAUGCGUUUGGCAUUGGCUCUGGAAGCACGGUCAUCCACUGUCUAUUUCCUCACAACGGCCUUGGGGGCCAAGCUACUGCACGCUGCCAUGGGCAAGAACCAGGUGGGGCUAAGUGUUGUGCAGAUCGAUGCUGGAUCUGACACCUCCAGGCUGCCAGGGGAACCAGGCCUCGAGCCCAUCUUGCAGGCAAACCUGGCAGCUGCACACGUAAUGGAGGUAGAAGUGCAACGUCUGAUUCGACUGGGAGUGACAGAUUUUGUUGUGGAUUGGCUGAGCUUCGGCUUUGUAGACAGCAUACGGGCCUGCGGUGGACGAUAUUGUGUCUCAAUGCCUAGCUCAACACUUCAGGCAGAGUUUUGCGCUGCGGGUGAGUUAUCUGGUGAUUACCAGAGCACCAAGAACGUCAUUAGGAACAUGAUGCGCGACACAACGACUUUGGUUCAUGGCCUGCCGAGAAUGUUCCAAAGCCGUUCCGGGAUUCAUGGUCAGAUCGCCUACGUGGGUAUCUUUCCCAGUAAUCUGAAAGCUAUACCGCAAGACGUGGAGGCGUUUCUGACUUCUCCAGGUCCGCCCAUUCUUUACGUGUUUCUUGGAUCUCUGACUUGGCUCAGCGGAAAGGAGUUGGAGGUGUUGUGCGAAGCGCUUGCUGCACCCGGCAUUUUCCGGGUGAUCUGGUCCUUGCCCGAAGGUGGACAAGAGAAUCUGCCAACAUCAAUCGUUGCAAGUCAAGACUUCUUCCUGUCGCAGUGGCCGCCACAGCCUUCGGUUCUGGCACACACUGCGUGCAGUGCCGUGUUGAUACAUGGAGACUGGGGUUCCCUCACCGAUGCCAUCCAGGCUGGCAAACCUGUGGCCGUUCUCCCCAUGCCCGGUGACCAACCGAUAAAUGCUCAGAUUGUACAGUCGAUGAAGAUCGGAGUCGUCAUUUCGCAGGAUGGGUGUACCUUGGGCAACAUGGACCCGAAGCACAUUCAAGACUCUAUACAGUCCCUACUGCAGGACCCAGGAAUCUCUGAAACGGCUCGGACCUGGCAGCAAGAAGCCGCAGCUUUCGGAGGUGCGGCUUACGCAGCCGAGGUGGUAGAAAAGCACUUUGAACAGGAUGGGACAUCUGAAGAAAGCCGGCGUGAACUUGAGGCUUCCGUGAUCGCCUUCGCCGAAGACACAUGCCCGCUUAGCUUCGACGACCCGGAUUCCGAUGAGCUCUUGCCAAGAGGCUCUCAAUUGGAGGUUCUGCUUGUGCAAAGCGCGCUUCUUCUGGGCUUCGCUGAUGCGCUCACUUGGUGGUUAUUGAGGCUCCGUGUAUACAGGGACUUUCAGCGUUUCGUCUGUUUUGGAAGCGUGGUGCUCCAAAAUCUCGAAUCCAAGGAUGUGUGUGAGUUAGUUGCCUUGGCUGGGGCUGUUCACAAGAACCUCUUGCAAAAAGCUGUCCCCCUGGGACUUGCCUCCCCCAUGCUGGACGGGGAGCCGCAUCGCCCGCCGGAUUUUGCAGCGGUGUGGCUGGCAUCCCGCAGCCUGCUGCAGCACCACGUCGCCGCCAGUUCCUGCGAAGGUAUGGAAUAUGAGGUGAAUUCGGACAACGUGGCCAAGGAGGGCCUGGUCCAACUGUCCCUCCUUGGAGGGCAAGUUGCCGCAGAAGCAGUGGAGUUCCUGUUCUCCAAGCAGCCGAAGCCAGCCACCAAAGACACACUGGAUGCCAUCCUGGAGGCCGCGACCAGGGCCGUGCGACCGAAGUGGUGGCACCAUGAUCCUGACAACGUUGCUGGGCUUGGUGACGGUUCCUGGACUGCUCAGACUGGUCAAGGCUACUCGCGGCUCACGGCUACUCCGGGAGGUGAUGCAAGCGGUGGAAAAAGUCCCCACACCCCUGCACAGGCCGUCCUCCAGUCAUACACUGCAGCACACGAGCACAGCAAGCUAAGCAACCCAUUGUGA
This is a messenger RNA of Symbiodinium natans, 2415 nucleotides long. Lineage: Eukaryota; Dinophyceae; Suessiales; Symbiodiniaceae. The record is from the annotation of a GenBank genome assembly.